AUGACCCUCUGCUACGCAGUCUCCCUUCUUGGGCGACGUUGUCUGGGCGGAGUUUCGGGACAUUUAAACAACGCAUUGGAGACAUUCCUACAUUACCUACAUGAUGUGUUUAAAGGAGAUGUGCAGAUUUCUGCAAAAGACGACUGGGUGUUUGCUGAUGUGGAACUCCUGAGGGUUGUCGUCACGCCGGCGAUGCGAGUGGCUCUAAAGCUAUACCAGGAUCACUUCACUUGGAAUCCGCUCUCCACCAACCGAGAGUUGUACCGUGCCAUAUGGAGCACCACGCAGACGGUCGUCAUCUGUCACGAGACUGACCCCCAGUGGCGGUCGGCGGUGCUCAAUGACGCUGAACGUCUCUUUUCUUUCCGUCGCAUCGACUCAGGCACUACACAGCAGUGCUUCCGCUUCAUUAUGAUGAACAAGCAGAUCCUCUCCUUUCAAGUCAUCAAGCUCAACAGCGAGUGCGUGCGUGGUUUCUGGGCUGGCCAGUUGCGCGAACAGAUCUUUCUACGCAACAAUAAUGCCGAACGCGGGAGCAUCCAGCAUGCGAAGCACGUGCUGCGCAACCUCAUCAACUCUAGCUGCGACCAGCCCGUUGGCUACCCCAUCUACGUAAGCCCUCUUAUCACGAGCUUCGUGGAGAGCCACCUACAAUAUCGUAAAAUUGCUUGCCCCAACCUCUCCAUCCCCGGGCUGGUGAGGUCGCUGUGGAGUCUGCAGGAUCGUAUCAAGCAGUACUGUCGGCGUAGUUAUCGAUGUGGUGGCGGUGGUGGGAGCAGUGAUGGUGAGUGUUAUCCUCUUAAGCGGUAUCUUGAGCGCCAAAGAAAAUUUCUCGAUUUUACAAGUGGUGGUGUGAAUCUACUGGAUUUUGGUGGAGUUCACCUAUCACAUUCUUCAAAUCCUAAUGUUCUACAGUAA
Molecule: messenger RNA, 918 nt
Organism: Echinococcus granulosus
Lineage: Eukaryota; Metazoa; Platyhelminthes; Cestoda; Cyclophyllidea; Taeniidae
Product: Pecanex-like protein
Exons: 4
Coding region: 1-918 (305 amino acids)
Cellular component (GO): membrane
Source: RefSeq, a predicted model, not a curated record